This is a messenger RNA of Synchiropus splendidus (mandarinfish), 4360 nucleotides long. It is a transcript of the gene tp53inp2b, whose product is annotated as tumor protein p53-inducible nuclear protein 2. The record is from RefSeq and is a predicted model, not a curated record. Gene Ontology annotation, cellular component: autophagosome; nucleus. The transcript has 4 exons. The coding region runs from base 510 to 1457 and encodes 315 amino acids. Gene Ontology annotation, biological process: positive regulation of DNA-templated transcription; autophagosome assembly. Lineage: Eukaryota; Metazoa; Chordata; Actinopteri; Syngnathiformes; Callionymidae.
ACAUACUGAUCCGAGGAUCAGCUGGAGGCAGCAAUAAACAAGGAAAACCUGCAGCAGAUUGCAUUUAAAUAUACAUAGUAGAGGAUAGCGCUGCAGGUGUCAUGAUCUGAGAAACAUCAGUGUAACAUUUUACACGAAGUCCUUCUUCUGAGAAGAAAGCCUUUUAUUUUUCUAUUAUGGUUUUUUAGCUACCUCAAUUUCAAGGCAAUCUAAAGCUGUGCUUUAAGAAUAAUCGUCGUUUCUACUGUGUGUGAUCUCGUUUACAACUUGAAUAAUAUUGCAAAGGCAGGCCUUUGCUCCAAACCAAGUAAACCUUACAUUUGCACUACAGAAGCUCAUCGACUCCCAAGUUCCAGCGCAGGGCUUCGAGUGACAACAGGAGACUCAGAAAUAACACAACACAUACAACAGCUGUGCAGCAGUGACAUACAUUGCUAUAAAAUUCCAAGGCAGCUCAACCUUUUUUUUAAACUCGCAAAGAGCACCUACGUCCUCAACACUUGACAGUCAUGUUCCAACGUCUCAGCAACUUGUUGUUUGGAGAGGUGGAGGAGGUGGCGGCUGAGCUGAAUGGACCGAAACCUUGUGUGACGGAGGCCGAUGAAGAGGGAUGGAUGCUUGUUAACUUGCCCGGUGAGCCUGACUGCAUGAUGCAGGCUGAGACAGGAGCCCAACCCGCUGCACGUUCAUGCCCAGACAGUCACCAACUCAAUCACCUGGAUACUAUUCCACGGACUGAAAGCCCAACUUUUACUCCUCACGCACUGAAUAAGCGCCGUAGAACACAUAGAAGUCGGGCGCAAGGUGCUAUCACAUCACCAGAUGCCACGUCUUGCCCGUCAGACUCAGGCGCCCUAACUCCCGUCACCCAACCAAGACGUGCGAGACUGUCCACACCCUCCUCCGCCCUGUCAAUGUCUCCUAGCUCUGGGAGUGAGUGCGGGGCCAGCGGGAGUAGCAGUAGGGCAGGCUCAGAGAGAGGUUGCAUGGAUGAGAGCUGGUUUGUCACCCCUCCCCCCUGUUUCACUGCAGAAGGAGCCACCGCCGAGACCAGCCCUAUGGAAGACCUGCUCAUCGAGCACCCUAGUAUGUCUGUGUACGUCUCCCCUGCCAACGUUUCCAUGGUGUCAAACGGCAACCUGUCUGUGGUGGGAGAGGAGAGCGUGACCAGUCUGGCGAGCAGUGUGAGUCGGGUGGCUGAACCAGCAGCCGUCCCUGCACUCCAAACUACUAUGCCCACCAGGGUGAUCCGUGGGGCAGCUGCCCAGGCUGGUGCUCUGGCAAAGGUCACCCAAGUGGCAAGGGUGCAGCGUAGCAAAGCCCGUAUCGAACGGCGCCAGCUGGCACGCAACCGCAUCCAACGCCAAAAUCGCACCCGGGAACAGGUUCCUCGCCACGCAGCUCACGCCAGAAACACCUUCCUUCACCAGCCUAGCAAGCGCAACUUCUGCCACUAAACCUGCAUAACCAGGGGUUAUUGUUUACUCUGAGGGCGUUUGUAGUGAAAGUCAACUCCAAGAGUCACCUGUAAAAUCUCCGCCGUGUUUUUGGUUUAAUACAGCCAAUAUGUUUUUAUUUCACAUCAAUUAUUCCACUUGCUAUUUUAUGCCUGGUUAUGCUGUUGUCAAUCGAGCCCUCUGACUUAGCUCUUAGGAGAACUUUAGUAAUCGUUCUUUGCAGUAUCACAAAAAAAAAAUUAAAAACAAUAUAUAGAUAGUAUCAAAAAUGUCUAAAAAAGAAUAUCAAAGAUUAGAUCCGCUACUUUUUCCUUCUUGUUAUUCAGUUUUUUUCCUCACGGCAUGUUUCGUAUCCAUCUGAAUACUUCAGAGUUGGCAAUUUGGGAUUUGCAUUCAUAAAUGUGCUGAUUCUAUUAACAGCUUUUUGGUGGGGACAAUGCAACAUUGCGGCAGUCUUGCAUGGUGUCAUUUCUGUUUUCUCCUUUAAUUUGUCAGAAUAAAUGACAGAAGUGUAAACCGUGUGUGGGCCCAGUGAGAGACAUCCAUCAGUCAAACAGGACGAUUUAGUCUGUGAAAGUGGUUCCUCUCACUGGAAGAAGGGCGAGAGCAAGUAGAAGGGGGUGAGAGAAGAAGCAAAACAGACUAAAGAGUGACGUAGACAACAAGAUGAAUAAGAUAUAUAUGAAAGAUUUGGAUGCAAGUGUGAUGUAAAUUUAAGAGAAGCUUGUGAUUAUCAGAACCAAGUUGGUAUAUAGAUGAUUUUUUUUAGAUAUAAAUUUUGAGAAAAUGCGUAUUUAAAAAAAACCCAGUGAAGGAUUGCACAAUCUGUCAAAAAAAUGAGUUCAGUUUCUGGUCUCACGGCUUGUCUUAAGUUUACAAGGUUAGAAGAGAAAAAGUAGGUGUGGCACGGUACUGGUGGCAACUCUUUAUUUUGUUUUGUUCUAUGGUUUAAAUCCAUCCUGCUGUCCGUAAUGUUGCAUGGUUCCACUAACAAGAGCCUGUUUUUGAAGUUUUUUUUUUGUCCUUUUCAAUUAAAAAAAAAAAUCUGUGGGUGGUUCACAGCAUGAUGGUCAUUAAAUGGUGUGGACUGAAAAGUGAAGUGCCCGGCACACGUUUGCUGUGUUCGCCCACAGUGUGUCGUGUUCCUUAUUUUCCAAGAGUUAAAAAAAAAAAAUAUUUUUUUUUUGCAAGAUCCACUUUCAUCAAUGAUCUUUCUCUUGACGUGAGUUUUAGCAUCUAUUACAUCUGACAGUGUCCACCUUAAAAAUCUAGCGUACUGAUAUGUAUUCAAUGACAACAGUAAACAAUGGUGCUGAAAUGUAUACUAAUGUUUGUAAAUUAUUUGAGACAUGGAUGUAAGAUUGCACUGUCAUACCUGUGUGAGUUUAGCAGCGUGAUGUGUGGUUGUGUUCCAUUAUUUUGUGAUUUUUUUUUUUUGUUUUCUGUGUGUGAGAAAGUGUACCGACUUGUAAAAAUGCUAGAAAUACUCAAAAAAUAUGAUUAUUAAUAGUCAUUUUUUUCUUUUGUAAAUAUUACAGAACAAAUUAUAACCCCCUCUUUGAUGUCGGAGCCUCUCUGGGUUUUGGUCCUGCAGCGCUGCGUUUGGUCAGAUGAGAAUGCUGUUUAUGCGUGAUUAUUCUGAACGAAGGGGGCUUCUCAGUGGCCAAAAAAGGCUGUUGUUCUUAAAAUCCUUGUCUCCGGCGAAACAGUACGGCGCCAUAAUUUUAUUUUAUUUUUUAUUUUUGCUGCGCCUUGUGAGCAACACCGCCCCCUACAGGGACUAUUCAAUACAGCUCCAUUUAUGACGUGAUCUUUGUUCGAUACAAUGGCUCCUUAAAUGUACUAUUUGAAGGAAGCAUCGACAUUUUUAGGUUAUUGUUUUAAUUGACUUGCUUUAACUUUGCUACAACGUCAAAUAUAUUCGUAAAAUUUACCAAUAAAUGAAUUGAAUUUAGGUGGGAAAGCUUGUAGUUUAACAUAAAUUGCACUGCAGUUGCUGAACAAGUGACUCACGUAAUACAAUUUGCAAAUAUGUUGACUGUGUCUAAUCUCUAUCUUCGCUGACUUUCCCGAGGUAACAAUUUGGCUUCGGAAAACCUGUUUUGCUUCAACUUCCAGUUGAGCACCAACGUGUUUGCUUAUACAUUUGCAUCACCCUUCUCCUUUCAUUCACCCUCUACUGCAUCCUUGUCUGCUGUAGACCAACAUCCUUUAAAAUGACUCCAAAAAAAUGCUUUAAACUUCAUGCUUACUGUCACCUGACUACUUCUGAUGAAAUAUUCAAAACUAGCAGUGUGGUUGGACUUAAAAAGGUAAUCAUAUCGUCUCCGUCCUCCUGUUCGCGCUCAUGUUUGUUUUUGUUUGCAAACUGAUAUGUCAUGUUGAGGAAUGUGCUGUCAAUAUGCUGUCUUUGAUUGUUAAGGGUGAGGUUUUGGAAUGGAGAACAUCAAAUAGAAGGCUGAUGAAAUGCACACCUGAUUUUUUUUUUUUUCAGAAGAGAUAUGAGUUUUUGAAAUAUGAAAUAUAAAUAUAUAAUUGAAAAGGUUUCCCUUAUAAUGUUUUGACUUGCUGUUCACAAUUAGUAUGUUUAAAUUCAAGGCAAUGAAUGUCCGGGGAAUUUUACGCUGAAACAAUGGCAGCUUAAAAGCAACCGUGAGGUCUCACCUUCAUCUUAUCUGCGACGCCCCCAGCCCCCUCUGUCGGAACGAAAUAUAAAAAUGGUGUAUCUGAUCAAUGGUGAUUGUGCCUUUCACUUUCUCUGCAUGGUUUCUGUGAUGUACUGAUUUUUCCAUCCCCAGAGUGGACAGUGCUCCACCGUCAGGAAAACCUAUGCAAAAAAUAUUCAAAGGGUGGACUCCAUGAAGAAAACAGAUACCCUACAAAAAAACGGAAACAAAUAAACA